AUGAUUCGACAGAACGCUACAGUGUUCUUUCUGCUUGCCAUUUUUGCGAGCGGUGAGGCAGGGUUCUUCCACAAAGCAGAACUACGGAAUGAUAGUUCGGAAUCCAUGCUUCGUCGAGAGUUGGAUCAACUAGAUGGAGAUGGUGGUGGGCUCGAUGGCAAUGGCUCUGACUUGCAAAAUGGUUUCGGAAACUUGGGUGGAUUUGACGGAGAUGGAACCGCUGGAUUUGGCGAUUUUGGUGGUGGGCUCGACGACCCAUCAUCCUCUGGAGGAAAUCCAUUUGGUGGGAUGGACCAGGGGGAUGACUUCUUAUCUGCCAUGGGUGGUUUUGGGACCGAAAUGAUGACCAUGAUGUUUGGCCAAUGCCUUAAAAAUAUUGAUUUGGAGAAGCUUUCGGCUGACCCCUUUGCAGAUGUGAAUGUUGGUUGCAACGCCCAACAAGCUACUACCUUCAACAAUGCCUUGACUAGCUUUGAGACUUGCGCUGGAUUCGACCUAAGGGCGCUCAUUGAAAACUUUGCGAGCAUGUAUGUUGGACUACUUUUGAAUUGUGGAUCGUAUGCAGUCACUGUCAGCAACGAAUUGGAUGGCAUUGGCAUGGGAACGGAAGAUAUGGAGCAGCUAAAGGCCAAGGAAUCUCCACUCCCAAGAGUUCCCCAAGGUUGUGUUGAAGCGUUGGUCGGCAAUAAUCCUUUUGGACAAGCGUUCUUAUAUGCGGAAGAGUUCCCCGGGCGUGAACAAAAGUGCUUUUCGGAGCUGGCAGGCAAAUUGCCAAUGUGCACGUUGGAUGAGUGGCCCAUUCCCAUUGUAGGGAGUUGGCUCAGCUCCUUUUCCUGUAUUUAUGGCAGCGCCCAAGACAUCCUAAUGCCCAUGCUACAAGACUCGAUUUCGGAGGAACUUGACAUGCUGAACAAAUGCCUUCCUCAAAAAAUUACUGCAACGAAUUGCAAGGAGAUUCGCAACAAAUGCAUAUUUGAUUACGAUGACCCUUCACUGGUCAUGGCUAUCCCGCCUCCUUUUUGGAAUCCACCGAUGGCACAAAAAUGCAAAGAGACGGCCGUGGACUCUGGCAUGGACGAUCUUGUCGAUCGAUACGAAGCCUUUCGUCAAACCUGUAUCCCUGCUGAAGAUUUGUUGAUCUGGGACAUUGCUGCAUCGCACCAAGAGAAGCACGUUGGCAAGGAGGGCGGUGGUGCUUCCUACAUGGAAGCAGCUGUAGCGACUCCAAAUGCUUCUUCUAGUGUCGCCCCUAAUAGUGAGCCCACCUCGGCCAUAUUUGUAAAGGGUUUGUUUGCAGGUAUGCUUGUGGCUGUUGUUGGCAUGUUUGGAUUCAGCAAGUUGCGUAGAGGGAGCCAGAGGCCUGUGGGAGAUGACUUUAAUUCUUUGGAGCUUGCGGAGACUUCUGAAUUUACCUAA
This is a messenger RNA of Cylindrotheca closterium, 1416 nucleotides long. The record is from the annotation of a GenBank genome assembly. NCBI's taxonomy places the organism in Eukaryota, Bacillariophyta, Bacillariophyceae, Bacillariales, Bacillariaceae.